Molecule: messenger RNA, 916 nt
Organism: Moneuplotes crassus
Lineage: Eukaryota; Ciliophora; Spirotrichea; Euplotida; Euplotidae
Source: the annotation of a GenBank genome assembly
AAUGGGGCCAAGAAAAGGACAAAUAUUGGUGCUUCUAACUUUGCUAUUGUUGAUGACUUGCUUAGCAUUCCGAAGGAAGCUCAACGUCAGAUCCAUUGGGACUUCAACUAGAAAUGGUAAUGACCCAAGAUGGCUUCAACAAGAUCAGCAGGAUGUUGCUGAGACAUCUAGAGAGAACACCUCCGCUUCAGAAGAGGAGGAGUCCUCUUCAGCAAAUGGAGGAGCAGAUGAGUCAGUUGGUACUCAAUCUAGCACAAUUGAAGAGGGAACUGAGACUGAAGACCGUACACCAGCAUCUGUUCAGUCCAGUGUAGAGGAUCCAGCCUCAGAGUCCUCUUUACAUGAGACAGAUGAAGAGGAUGAACUCUAUCCUCCUCAGUCCUGAAUCACAGACCAAGGGGUUGAAAUUCUCUGUCACCACAGGGGAUUAUGCUUUCAAGGUUUGUGACUUUGAACAGAAAGCUGGCAUGGAGAAAACUGUUUAGAUAAAACAGAUGAAGAUAAGAGAUAUAGUGAAGUCUGGACAGUAGUCUUGGCUGUACUUAUGAUUCCAAUAGCCUUCAUCUUCAGUGUAGUGGCAACAAAAGUUUAUCGAUCGUUUAUCAAAAAUGAGGAUGAUGAAGAGAUGUAAAUCAGAAUUAGCAGUCUAGAUCGCAAUAUUUUCAAAUUCCCAUUAUUUUAACUCACUUUGUACCAAAAACUGUUCUUCGAUAGAUCCGAGGUGAAAUCUGGCUGUAAAGAAGAAUAGAGUUAGAAUAAAAUGUGAUGCUUGUAUAGAUUGUCUAUUAUUGUAUGCAAGCAUUCAUAGAUACCUUCAAACAAGCCUCUUCACAUCUAAAAUUCUCUACUCGUCGGUUUGAAUGCCCUUCCUAGUUUUAGUAAAUGUAUGAAUUUUGGUGUGAUUAAUUAUCCCAAC